Molecule: messenger RNA, 11870 nt
Organism: Lymnaea stagnalis (great pond snail)
Lineage: Eukaryota; Metazoa; Mollusca; Gastropoda; Lymnaeidae
Source: the annotation of a GenBank genome assembly
AUUGCUAUGAUUUUUUUUUCUUUACUUUUUUUUCAUAAGCAGGUCCAUGAGGAGGGCUUUACUUAACUUUAAGUAAGCCAGCUUGACUAUUAAUUCUGGAAAAUAUAUUAAAUGAUCACAGUUAAAAUAAAAGAUAAUAUCGAUAAAACUAUAGAUUUUUAAUUUUUUAAAAUGUGUAUGGCACGUAAAUUUGUAUAAUUUACAGUAAAAUAAUUGGUAUUUAUUAAUGGAUAGUGUAUUUUGAUUAUUCAUUUUUCAUGUGACAUUCUCAGGACUUGCGUAUUAUCUGGUAUUUUAUUUAUUUACAUCCCUAACUCGGAGUCUCGCUGUUUAUAAAUUUCAUUGCUCCGGAUUUUUGGUAGGCACGAUAUUUAUGAUUAUACUAACUCUAUGACUAUGGCAUAGCACUAUACAUUUAUUUGGCUUACUGUUUUGUUUAAAUUGUUGCCUAUACGCUAUUAUCAAUUAUAUAGCACUGCUACUAUUUUAAAUAAAUAAUUAAAUGAGUAAAUGUAAACUAUGAAUAAAAAAGGCCAGGCUUCUUUUCUUUCUGCUAGUAAGUGCCUAAUUUCACAUUUCUAUAAUAUUUGAAUUUUUCCUAACUAGUAAUUUCUUUUACUUUUUGGCCCUAGCCUAUUAAAAUUUAAAAUAAGAUCUGUGAUUAGGGCAGUUUAUAAGCAUAUUAUUAGGCAGUGAACAGAGCACAAACGCCUUUAGGCUUAAGGGGCCUAAACAUAAUAAGGGCAAUGAGUUAGAGUAGAGGAAAGUACCCUUAGACUUAGCGGCUUCAGUAAAAAAAAAUAAUUUAGUUCAAAAAAAAAAUUUGUGAUUGAUAGAGCAUAGACUAUCAUAGACCAACUUUAAAUUUGAAAAAUGAUAUUAAUUUCAACUAUAAAUACCUUUAGAUGUUUUAGUGCUAUUAUCUUUUUCAAAUGCAAGUUGGUUUGUCUUUUUUUUUUAUUUUUAAGUGUCUGUCAUUAAUAAAGUAUUUGUAUGGUCUGCAUCACUUCAUUUUGUGACCCUAUUAUGGCUAAGUUUGCCUAGGCCUAAAUCUUAGACAUGGAAGGACAGAACAGUUUACUAAUUUAAUUUCAAAAUGAAGCUUAAGGAAUCAUUUAUUGAUUUAUUUCUUUAACUUAAACAUUGUUUUUUAUAACUUAUAUUAUAGGCCAUAAGAAUAGUAGAAAACUUUUCAUUUCAAAAUUAUAUUACCUUCAAACAAUCUUCAGGCCCACUCAAUAUUUAUUUCCAAAAGUGAUAGCUAAGUCAAACAUUGAGACCAAGGGAUACAAAGACAUGGAACACAGAACUCGUAAGCGUAUUAGGGAGGCAAAGUCCAAAGCCAGACCAGGUGAACUUUUAUCAACAAAUCGUUGAUUUUAUUGGGCAGUGGGCAGCUGACAAUUUAUUUUAUUAGGUUCACUAAUGAAUUUUCUACACUAUUUUCUAAUAUUUUUGUAAUUUCACUCUUGAAAAGAUAUGGGAAUAAUACAAAUUAAUAGCCAGGAGCAAUAAUUUUUGCUUUUACUUUUUUUUUUUGGUAUUCUGCUUUGCUCUACAUAAGAGACAUGUUGUUUUGUUUAUUCUCUUUGGCAGAACUUUAUAAGGAGUCUAAUGGAUGGUAUGCACAUAAUUAUGUUGAGACAUUUGAUCUACGAAAAGAAAUUGUUAGAGACAAUGUAGAAAGAGUUGAUGCCACCCAGAUGACUGUGGAAGAGUUUCAAGAGCGCUAUGAAAGAUCCUACACUCCGGUUGUUAUCACCAACUGCCAGAAAGAUUGGGCUGCUUCCUACAAGUGGAAUCCUCAAGUAUUAAACUAUUAAUACAUUUUCUCAUGAAUUUUAUUUAGUUUUUUUACACUUAACUAUUUUUCAAGUGUAAAAUAAUUAAUUAGACUCUUAUUUUUAAAAUGAAAUUCAAAUAUCUCUUUCAGCACUUUUAUUAAAUAAAAGAACAUCUUAUAUUUGAAAUUAUUAUUAAAUCCAAACAGAAAACUCCAUAGUCUGUAAUUUUCCACUAUGAAUUUUUUUUAAUCCACUAGCGUCUAGCCAAGAAAUAUAGAAAUCAACGCUUUAAAUGUGGAGAAGAUGAUGGUGGCUACUCAGUCAAGAUAAAAUUGAAAUAUUUUGCUGAUUAUCUAAAACAUAAUAAAGAUGACAGUCCAUUAUAUAUUUUUGAUAGCAACUAUGGAGAGGUAAAUUUGCAUUUUUCGCUAUUAGAAAAUCAUAGUUAGAAAGUUAUGAGAUGAUAUCUUGAAGCUGAAACUCCAGCAUCUUUAACGUCACAUAUUCCUAGUUUUGAAAAGGAAGGUAUGUGGGACAGUUGAAGUUUGUUGUUACAAAUGAGUUUCUCGAUGGAUGAAAAAAUAUUCAUAGCUGACCAUUACUUUCCCUCAUGCAUAAUUGGUUCUGAAUGGAGACAGAGUUUAAAAAGGUGCAGAACAAUUCUAAAGUGAUUUAAUAAGAAGGCACCAUAUAACACUGCUAUGCUGUCUACUUUUACAAAAUUUGUCAGUUCUGGAAAGUUACUCUGUCAACGGAAGGGGAUAGAUGAUCGACCAGUUAGUGAAUGUGACUUUUGUUGGAGGCUGCACAUUCCUAUAAUUUUGAAUCCUAAAAAGCCAUGGGGGAAAGUGUUCAACAUCUUGGCUCCAUCAAGUGUUGUCCAUUUUGUUUUCGGUAUGAAAAUGCACUAUGUCCUUAUGCAAUCAGGACAUAGUACAUUGGACACGGUAUGAAAAGAAUUUGUUUUUAUUGUAUAUACAUUGAUAUUGAUCUUGGCCUUUACAGAGUGAGUAUAAUUUUGCUACUCAUCCUCUGAAUUCAACCCAAUCUAAUGCUCCCUAAAUUGUUCAAACUAUCAUAAAAUCAAGUUUUUAAGAUACUAGAAGCAAUGUUCUUUCAGAAAAUGUCAUGUUAAAGGUACUUAUUUAGGAAAUUGUUAUUUUAAUGAAUUAUUUUUAUUCACCACCUUCAAAUUUCUGGCAUACAUAAGUUGGAAAGCAUGAAAUCCAAAAUGAAUACAAAAAAUUCCUUUUCAAAUGAAGCUUUAAAAUCCAUUUUUUUUAAAAUUAAUUCUUCAGAAUAUACAGAAACUUAAAUUUCUUUCAAUCUUCUCUUAUGUCAUCAUCACUGCUAGGGUAAUACUGUCAUUGCUAGCACAUGAAAUAUUUCUGAAAUCACAUGCUUUCAUUUUAUUCAUCCAUUUGAAAUAAUUCCAAUAAAGUAAGUCUGUUGAUUUAGCAAUCUAGAGGGGGCCCUCUCUAACAUAAGACACUACCUUGGUAAAAAAAAAAGCUUAGUAAAUUUCACACCGAUUAAUCAUGAAAAAGCCUUGCUAAAAGCACAUUAACACUGAGUUAGAAACUCAGUGAUUGCCCCUUAACCAAUAUACAUUAAAUCUAUCACAUAUUAAAUGUCGAUUUUUGUGAUAUUGCACAAAGGGGGCAGUUAUGACAGUUAUAGGGUUAAGAUGAGCUACUAAAAAGAUUUUAAUUUUUUUUAAAGAUACAGGUUUACAGAAACAAUUUGUUGUUUUUUUUUAUGUAAUAUUUUAAAAGUAAAAGGUACCUCUUGCCAACAGCAUAGAACUUUAAACUUUAGGGUGCUGGGUAGCCAAGUGGUCUAAACUGAGUAAAUCUCAAGUUGGUGGUCUGGAGUUCAAUUUCAGCUAGAGCAAAAACACCACCAGCACCCCGGGUAGAUGGGACUCGUUAACCUUGGAUGGCAACUCAUCUAAGAGAAGGAAACUCUGAAAUCAAACCCGGAGAUGGAGUCCCGAAAGGCGGAUAACAUUGAUACAAUGAAACAUUCCGACAACUCCUGCGACGUCACUGGUGCCAAGCUGUAUCAUCCAAUGAUGUUCCCUUGGGUUACCCAGCGGCGUGGAGAGAGGCGAUUUGCUGUUGGGAACCAGUUUAUAAUCCUUCAAGUAUAAUAAUCCCAGGCUAUGUGGAUUUCGUCCUACGAAGCCCACUCCAUCGUCACAUUGUGACGGACGGAUGCCAGCAAAAGAACUUUAAACAUAAAUUAUUUUAAAAAUUAUUUAAAAUAAUUUGACAGCAAAUAUUUGUCUAUUAAUUUUAGAAGCUAUUGCUUAGAUUUUGUUAAACUUAUUUUGAUUAACAGAGAAAAAUACUAUGGCGUUUCGUAAUCCGAACUUAAUCCAUUCCAAAACCGAAUUCCAAGGCAAUUUUUACCUUAACAAUAAUAAAACUGGAUUAAUCAGUUCUUCUGUCCUACAAACUCUAUGGAUCCCAGUCGUUUCCUUAAAGUUCUCGAAUCACUUUUGAGCACUAAUACUGUCAGGCCUUUCACUAAAUCAUUGUGAAUGACCUUGGCCUUCUUACCAAUUGUUGUCUCAGAAAUCAAAUCAACAGCGAGCACUUUUUCAUUUAUGCAAACUAAGAGGAGUCUAUUUCCAUCUCUUUCAUACUUUUCAAUCUUCUAGAGGUCAAGAAUCCUAACACCUUUAACCACAUCAGCUUCUUUGAUAGCUUCUUAAUUUUUCAAAAUUAUACUAACUGUUGAUAUAGACUUCCUGAGUAUAGUAGGGAGAUCACCCACUUUUCAUGCUUAUUGAUAAGAUAUUUCUCUAACAGCUGUUCUCUUGUCGAAUAUAUUAAGUUGUUACAUAAAAAAAUUACACAAAACAUGCAUAGAUGCAUAAAAUUAGCAGUAAAAACUCACAAGAUGCUUUCACUACAACAGCCUCUAACAAUGAACUGAAUAUCAAAGCGUAUGGGGCUGUAUGCACAAAAAAACACAUGAAACCCGUUUUGGGCUUUCGGAUUCCAAAGCAGCUUUUGGUGUUUCAAACAAAACAUGGCUGGAAAGUUUCAUUCGGAUUCCAAAGCCCCACUGUAGUAAAUCAAUCACAUAAUUUUUUUUGCUAAAGCUUCUCAUUUUUGUAGCAUCCUAAACGUAGGAAACUUUUAGAAGAUUAUGAGGUGCCCAAAUUCUUCAGAGAUGACUUAUUCAAGUAUGCUGGGGAACACAGGCGACCACCGUAUCGGUUAGUAAUAGUUUUAAAAUACUAGUCUUAGUAGCAAAAAUUCAUAUAGCCUCUGUAACUGAGAAACUUGUGAUCCUUGGCCCUUUAACCUUAUAUUCUUGAGUGUCAUUUUCUUAGGUCUUUAAAAUCAGUAAGAUAGAUGACAAAAAAAAUUUAGACUGUGGGGGUUUAAAUCCAAGCACAUUCCAUUCCAGUCAUUCUCCAGCCCUGGGAGUAAAUGGAACACAUAGAACAAUAACCAAAGCAAAAUAACAUUUUCAUUGAAUCUGCCGGUCAAACAUAGGACAAAACCUGCACAAAAAACACAACAGUAUAAAACAGUUACAGCAGUGAGAAAACCAUAUGAGAAACAGUGUUAUAUGUAUUAGAGCUCUUUUGGAUAUAUAUAUUUAACUAUAUUCUGAACCUAUCUUUUUGUUUAAAAUUAUAAAACCUUGAAUUGACCAAAAAAUACUUUAAAAUUAAUGUAUCAGAAAUUCUAAUGUCUUUCAAUGACAGAUUUUGUAAGUAUAUAUAGAUAGUACAGCUAAGAAAAUUGGUUUGUCACUGGUUUUGUUUCACACCAAAGUGUAAUAGAAAGUGAUACACUAAAUUAAUUGUUUUAGGUGGUUCGUAAUGGGACCAGCAAGGUCAGGAACAGGCAUCCAUAUUGAUCCAUUGGGAACCAGUGCAUGGAAUGCCCUUGUCAUAGGUCAUAAAAGGUAGGCAUUGAACAGCUGUCCUACUUUAAAGAUGUCUUCCUAAUGAUGCUUUAGUAUUUAGGAUACCAGAAAUAUAACUUAUGCAAUGAGCAUUGGAAUAGAUAUGUUUUUGUUGCGAUCUGUUUAAAGCAGAAAGCAUUUGUCUUAUGACAGGAAUAGUUAUUUCAUUAUUGCUAUCUGUUUCACUGUCAAGGAAACUUUUUGGCUAAUAAAAUAUUCAAAAAUAAUUAUAUAUUAGGAACUAAUAAUAAUUGUUUGUCUUAUACCAGUCCCUGAAAUAAUAUUUUACUCCACAUUUUCAAAGCCCAAAAUAAAUCUCUAUUUUCUCUCUUUGAAUGUCAUAUGCACAGCAUUUAGGUUAAUGCCUUUUAAUUCAUUCUUUUCACUGGUAUUAUAUACAUUUAUUGCUAAAAUUUAUAGGUGGUGCUUACUUCCGACCAACACCCCACGAGAACUCCUGAAGGUAAGCUCAGAUAUUGGAGGCAGGCAGAAAGAUGAGGCCAUCACUUGGUUCAGAUACAUCUAUCCUAGGGUGAAAAGCCCAGACUGGCCCAAAGAAUACCAGCCGGUGAGUUUUUUUACUUUUCUCCUGCAUGAGAGCAGGCUGAAUGGCACUUGCACCAAGGGCUACUGAAUCAGAAUGUUAAUGAGCUGAAUUAGAACAAAAUGGUAUCAGAGAAUCAGAACAUUCAAAGAAUAAAUGUCUUUCUAAGCGGUGUAACAAGUUAUAGUGGGCGCCAUAUCACCUGCACCUCUAACAAUAUAUAUUUCAAAUCCAUGCUAUAAUUAUCCUGUGAAAGUAAACAUCUUGUAACUAUUGUCAUGCUUGUAGAUGUUAGCCUGAAAUCUAGUGCAUUUAUAUAAUUCUUGUUUCAAGUAAUAUUUUUUGAACCCAGUAUGGUCUAACCAGCUUUUGACACAAAAUACCUCAAAGCCACAUGAACUCUUUUAAAAAAAAAUUUUUUCAAAGAAAUAAAAUAAAUUGAAAGUCUUUGUUAUUUAAAUUUAAUUAAAUUUAAAAUUGAAUGAAAUUUUAUUAAUAAGAUAAAAAAUAAUGUUAUUUAGAGAAUAACCAUACAAUUUUAAUAUCUGAAUCUGAAGUUAACCAUGGGUGCAUUAGUCUUAUCAGUAUAGAUUUUUUUAAAAAGUCUGUUUUAGAUAUAUCUUCAAUUUCAACAAUAAUAUCAUCAAUAUUACUUUCUACUUUAAUUCCAAUAGAAUUUGUAUUGAUAUGUUUGAUUUUUUUUAUCAUCUAAACUUGCUAGUCAAGUAAACUUUAAAUGUCCUCGAGCAUGAGCUGAGAAAGACUUGAUGAACUUUGAACUCUUGUAACUUUAUUAUGAAAGAAGUUAAAAAGAAACAGCUUUCCUCACAAACAAAAAAUGUGUCAUUCUCGUGAGAGUAACUGAAUGUUAGCAAACAAAUAUAUAGAAUUUUAGUUUUUAAGUGCCCCGAACAAGCAUCAUAGCUAACAAUCCGACUCGCAAGGGGCUGCCUGACAUAGUGGGAAUUGGGGAAAACGACAGCCAGGGGUAAUGGCAAUGGAUGUUUAAAAUAGAUAAUUUGUCUCUUCUUUCACAUUGGACCUUGACUGUAAAAAUGUAAUAAAUGACCAAAUUCUUUUUAAAAUAUUUGUUCACUAGUCCCAUGAUGUCUUUAAUGUUUAUUGAGUAAAAUAAAUCGUUUUUUUUUUCAAUUGUGGAUGUCCACUUUUCUGAUUUUUAGCUGGAGAUCAUCCAGCAUCCUGGUGAAACUGUGUUUGUGCCGGGUGGCUGGUGGCAUGUGGUCAUUAACCUUGAUGACACAAUAGCAGUCACACAAAACUUCUGCAGCAUUAUCAACUUUCCCAUUGUCUGGCACAAAACUGUUCGGGGGAGGCCAAAGUUGUCCAAGAAGUGGUUACGAGCACUUAAGGUAGGCUUGAUUUGCUGUAUUGUUCAGCUGCCCCACUGUCAUAAUGUACUUUUCAUCAUAGAAACUUAGCGGUCCAUUUCUUCUUAGGUUUUUAUCCUGUAAUAAAAAAACAUUUUCAAGGAGUCAGUACAGUGGGAUUCUGCUAAGAAAUGUUGGGAUUGUUAUAACAAAUUUCUAUAAAAUAAAUAUGCCAUAAAAAAUGUAUACAUUAUAUUAUUAUUUUAUAUUUGUUUAUGUCUUAAAUAAUAUGAUUCACUGAUGAAUUUUAUUUAAUUCCAUGCUUUGGUUUUCUAUUCUUUUUUGAAUGUUUACUAAUUAUCACCCUUCACUAGGCCUUGAGACCUGAAGUGGCUGCCAUGGCAAACAAGAUUGACCUUAGUAAACCAACUGGCUUCAACUCAGACAGUUCCAGCUCAGCAUCAUCCUCGUCAAGUGACACAAGUUCUGAAUCAGCGGAUAGUGAGAGUGACUCUGAGUCUGAAUCAGCCAGCAAAUCGUAAGCAGUCAAAUUAUGACUCAAACCGGCAAAGAAAUAAAUUUGUAUAAAUGGUUUAUUUUUUUAAAUUAACUCAUUCCCGACUGUUGCGACUAAAUGCGUCCUCUGGGGAUUCCUCCUGAUGCGUCCAAAUGCGUCCCGGCGCAUAGCGACACACCUCUCUUAUUUUUAGUUAAAAAUAGCAAUGAAAUCUCGCGUCCCUCGAGACUUCCGGCUAUGGCGUGGUUUCUGCGUGAUUUUAAUUUAGAAACCCGAAGUUUUUAUCUUGUUUCACUUUAAAACUACGCGUGCUUUAGUACGGCGCGUCUAUAUGUGGCAUGUGUUCGUCCGAGGUGCCGAAAAUCGAUUUUUUGGCCAUUGUUCGUUAUUUUUUCCCCGCUAAUGUUAUAUUUAUAUUAAACUUAAUUCAUUUUUUGUUGCAUUUGUUCUUAAUUCAUUAACAUUAAAUACUAUUUAGCAACUUAAAAAAAUAUUUAAAAAAUGUAAAUCAAUUUCAAAACUGAGUUGCUUCCCUUUUCUCAGGAAAAUAAAUUAAGUCCGGAAGUAGCACUGCCGGAGGGAAUGAGUUAAUAUUUAUUGGUUGUCAUGUCAUUCGUGUAAUUGGCAGGAUAAUUUUGACGUCAUUUUAAAAACCCAUAAUCAAUACAUAAGUCACUGCACUACCAUGACUGUUGAUACCUUGGGAUCAAUCUACUAACACAAAUUGUAAUGCGUUUUAAAGGUAGAACCUGACAUUAGUUGUUGAGGUCAAUACACCCAACACUGUAAUCUCCUUUCACUGUGUAUCAGUAAAUUUGUAGUAAUCUCUUAUUGUUGUCUGAUUACAGAAAAAGAUCCAGGCAUUCUAAGUCUCGCUCAUUAACGCCCAACGGAAACUCGUUGGUGCCAUCACACCAGCAUCAUGUGAGGUCAAGAUCCAAAUCCCUGUCUAGGUCAAAUAUCUGUGUGGCCAAGGAGCGUGACCGAGGCAGUUACCAGGACCACAGAGACAUUCGCAGUGUUUCAAGCACACCUAAAAAUUCACGAUAAUAUUUGUUCACCAGUGGAUUGAGACUGACUUAUUAUUUACUCAUCUUAAAGUCAACUAUAAAAAAAAUGCGGAUUAUCAAUUCUUAGCACUUCAUCACCUAGUUGUAUAAAAAAAUCUUAUGUUGCAGUUCAUUGGUUAUCUUUCAUGACAUAAUCCAUUGAUUGGGAACAAAUGAUCUAGUUGGUCAAUGAAAGAAGGAGAUUGAGAUAUGGAGAAUGGUAGAAAAGAGACGCUAGAAACUAAACCUGCUAAAAAGCAUUUAAUUGAUGUUAUUGGGUUUUUUUGUCCUGGAUGGAUGGAUAUUUAUAAUCAAUUGUUCUUUAUGAAUCAGUUUUUUAUAGACAGGGCAUUGUAUUCAAAUAACUUGCUUGAAAACUGCAGGGUGGGUGGGAGGAUGAAUAGUUCAGAUUUAACGAGUUUAAGUUCUAAAUAAUCUUUCUUUAAUUUUAAGCUAAGGAUUGUCGUUCCAACUGUCCAUGCAAACAAGCAUUUUUAAAAUUUGAUGCAAAAUUUUCUUCCAUUCCUCCAGCGAGGAAAAUUUGCAUUUUUAUCUGAAAUAUUCUUUGAACCACAUAUGAUUGUUGAUGCUUAUGUAAAUAAAAAUAUUAACUGGUUUAACUAAAGUAUUAGACAAUUUUAUAUUUAUGUUUAUCUCCAGCUACUCUGAAAGUGUUUGCUCUCUUGAAAUAAUUCUGUACUUGAGUCAUAUGAACGUCAAGGUAAUCUUGCUGAAUCUUAAGGUUUGCUAGCAUUGACAAUGCUUUCAUUUACAAAAAUUAAAUUUAUAAAUCUUAUAAGAAGAAUCUAGUUGUGACAUUAAAAAAAAAAGGAAAGCUCAAGAGGAACUGAGGUGUUCUUUACACCUUGAUUUAAAGUUUACACAGUACCAAGUAUCAUAAUGACCUUAUUAAAAUAUAUUAGGCAGAUUUUUUUAAAAACAUUUUGACAGCAUAAUCUUCAAGAUGAUUAGCAAAGCAAAAAGAAAUUAUUCAAAUCUUAAUUCACUCUCCUUGCAUGUACAUUAUUUACAUGCUCUGAACAGAUUCAGUGACUUCUUUGCAGGUACUGGUAUUAAUUUCAGACAUCUACACUUGGCAUUAAAUGACACUUGGGAUCUAGAUGUUAAAUUACAUGAUCUUUUCUUUUGACUCAUACUAAGGAAAGACAAAUCUGGAAGCCUCUUAUAGACAAGGAAUCUAAAAAAUUUAUGGGUAUUCUGCUUUUUAAGUUUACCGCUUUGUUGUUGUUUUUUUGUAACCAGACGGGUUAAUAAUCUUUGAGAGCAUAUUUUAAUUAAGGUUUAAAGGGCCUUUUUAAAAAAAACUGUCUUGAUAUCAUCUCCUAAUUUUGUUGUGGCAUUGCCCACCUGUUAUAAAAUAAUUAGACUCUGAUCCAAUACUUUAAUCAUAGAAAACUUUUGGUAUUUUUUUCAUCAUUCACAACCGUGAUUUUUAAAAAUAAAUUAUUUGGAGAUGUUUUGUCCAAGCUGCUCAAUUUGAUUUAAGGAGUAUAGCCUUUAAUUGUUUGCAAAUGUUCAAUGUAUAUUUCAUUCAUAAAAUUAAAAGUUGUGCUGUAAUUGUAAUAUUUUUGUUUAUAAGUUAACAUCUAGAAGAAGAUAACGGGAAGACAAAUCAUUUGUGAGGAAACAAAUAACUUGAGUCUAACAUUUAUUUUUGUAGAAACAGAAUGUUAGGUUUUAUAUUUUUCUUCUUUACCAAAUAUGAAAAUAUCUGUUAGCUCCAGACAUUUGCUAAACACAUGAGGCUCGGCUUAUAGCACUGUCUUCUGAUAUGAAAACAUCUGUUGGCUCCAGACAUGUACAAAAUACAGCAGGCUUGGCUUAUAGCACUGUCUUCAAUUUUAAAUAAAUGAUUCCAUUUUUUUACAUUUGUAUUUAUUUUGUAAGAUAAAUUGUGUUCCAAAUUGACCAUUAUUUCCUUCCACGUCAGAAUUCUUCUUUGUACCAGCAUUUUUUAUAUGUUUUAUUGUUUCCUGUUCUUAACGUUGUAGAAGUAAGGAGCUGAAAAAUUUUAGUAGUUUGCUGUAUUUAAUUGUUAACUUGUGAUGUAGGUUGAUGUCAAUUUCAUUUGUUUUUACUUACAAUGGCAUUAACAGCAGUAUUGGAUUAAACAAUUAAAAUAAUGUCUUUGUAUGCUAUUUUCUGAUAAAUUCUUUGAUCAGACUGAGCAAUACUGUGAAUCAUUUGUUUUAAUGAAACAAUAGAAAUGAUACUGUUAACUAUUUCAUUUGGUGGUUCUCAACUCAUUCCAUUGUAAAUCAUUUUAGGCUAUACAGCCUUUGGAAAUAUUUUUAGUCAAGUGUUGUUGAUGAAUCAAUUUAUACACAGGUCAUUUUAGUUCAAACAGUUGUUUCUAAGUUUUUUCCCUGCUUAUGUUUAGUACACCCAUGCAAAGGCCAAACUAAAGCUGCUGUUUUUCAAGAUUCAGAAACACUAAAUCUGAAUUAAAUUAAAAUUAAUAGCUAUUUGUUGAUUAUUUGUAAGCCCAAACAUAUUUAAGCAAAUAAAAUGCUUAUGCUUAAAUGUGAUUAGUAAUGUCAAUGAAAAGUCUCUUCAUGUUCAAGUUAAUGGUAUAAUACUUUGUGAUAAGUGCUAUCAGUAAUUGACUUUGAUGAAUAAAUUAUCAAAUUAGUGACACAUCAUGGACAUUUGAUUAUUUCUGUGAUUAUGCUUUCAUGUUUUGAUAAUAAAUUGAGA